GUCUUAGCAAACAGAAGUGUGAACCAUCGAUCCAUGUCCGAUGUUGUAGGUUUGCAUCGGAUCCUAAAUAUGGAUAUCUGGAACGCAAGUGAGGCUAAAAAUCCCCCUCAAGUUGGGGAAAGAUUACUGCCAAUCCCAUUCCCAAUUUUCUCUCUUCCUUCUCCUCUCUUUUCUCACCCUCCGAACACCAAAAUGGAGGUCUUCAUCAUCGUCUUCUUCACAGCAAAUCCUCCACCAACUUCCAGUUUAUUCUCUAGCUCUUCUAGGGUUUCCCCGUUCUUUACUUCUCAUGGAAAUUCAUUCGGAACCCUAGAUUGAUUCUGCUAGUCUUUUGCUCCUCCAUUGAUGACGGUUACCGGCUCUGCAUUUACCACAUGUUCAGGGCAGGUAUCUUCGCAUCAUUGAGGAUUGUAACUUAACAACCUAAUGGGGUUGAAACAUACAAAGGAGGGGCCACCCAAAGUUGAAAACCUGAGUUUACAUCAUCACUUGAUCAAUUACCUCGCAGAAAAUUUAUAUAUUCGUAAUUUGGUAUCCAAGAAACGGCGGAGAAUGCUUAUUGCUGGGUAUGAUCUUGACAUGUCAUAUAUCACAGAUCGAUUACUAGCAAUGUCAUUUCCUGCAGAACGUAUGCGAGCAAUGUAUAGAAAUCCUCUCUGGCAGGUCAAAUCUGUGCUGGAUAUGAGACACCAUGACCACUAUAAGAUAUAUAAUCUAUGUAUAGAAGAGAAUUAUGAUCCAGCACACUUUUAUGGUCGUGUGGAAGCAUAUCCCUUUGAUGACAACCAUGUACCACCUCUUGAAAUGAUCAAGAACUUCUGUGAAAGUGUGCAUUCGUGGUUAUCCAGUGACCCAAAAAAUAUUGCUGUCAUCCAUUGCAUGGCAGGGAAGGGUAGAACUGGCUUGAUGGUAUCUUCAUACCUAGUUUACUGCGGUAUGUCCACAGAUGAGGCUCUUCAAUUGUAUGCUGAUAGACGGACAACCAAUAACGAAGGAGUGUCAAUACCAAGCCAAUGUCGUUAUGUAGGGUACUGGGAAAGUAUACUAUCUGUUCCUAGAGGCAUUCGUAAUGAACCAGUAACUGUGAGCUUGCCUCAACCAUGUAGCAGAGAAUUGCGGCGAAUCCGGCUUUAUGAUACACUUAAUGUUGAAGCGAUCUUCUUUGUGAUCUUAGAGAUGCAGAAGGUUCCUAAUCAAGUCUACUGUCCAUCAGUGGAGAUUAUUCGGAGCAGCUGCAGACGAAUUAAGAAAGGAUAUCAGCAAAACUACAGUCCUUGCUAUUAUCUCUCUUAUGUAGAAGGUGAUGAAGAUGGAAAAGAAUCAAAAUUAGAGGAAGCUCGUGUUGUAGUCCAAAUGGACACUGAGGAUCCGGCAAUAUACCAAAAAUCUUGUCUGGACCAUUACUUUGACAAACCAGUCCAACUUACUGGAGAUGUUCGUGUCAUAUUCUAUCAAAAAAUGAUGGGAAGCCGACUUUUCUACUGCUGUUUUAAUACAGCUUUUAUUAGGAAUGGCUUGCUACAGCUGAGGAUGAAGGACUUGGACAAAGUAGGGAAUAAAGGAAGAUCAAUCUGUGGGCCAUGCUUCUGCUUAGAAUUUCUGUUUGGCCCAGCCAACAUGAAACACUCGGCAACUCCAUCUAAUGAGGAUUCUGAGGAUGAAUAUCCUUAAAAACUUUGCAAAGGUCCAUGCAAAGAUGAUCCUGCCAAGUCCCAGUUUUGCCCCUU
This is a messenger RNA of Neltuma alba, 1727 nucleotides long. RefSeq names its product phosphatidylinositol 3,4,5-trisphosphate 3-phosphatase and protein-tyrosine-phosphatase PTEN1. The record is from RefSeq and is a predicted model, not a curated record. The coding region runs from base 427 to 1671 and encodes 414 amino acids. The transcript is spliced from 8 exons. NCBI's taxonomy places the organism in Eukaryota, Viridiplantae, Streptophyta, Magnoliopsida, Fabales, Fabaceae. Gene Ontology annotation, molecular function: phosphatidylinositol-3,4,5-trisphosphate 3-phosphatase activity; protein tyrosine phosphatase activity. Gene Ontology annotation, cellular component: cytosol. Gene Ontology annotation, biological process: phosphatidylinositol dephosphorylation.